Aedes albopictus (Asian tiger mosquito) is the source of this 6156-nucleotide messenger RNA. Its product is annotated as glucose dehydrogenase [FAD, quinone]-like. Bases 3238 to 5175 code for a protein of 645 amino acids. The transcript is spliced from 2 exons. NCBI's taxonomy places the organism in Eukaryota, Metazoa, Arthropoda, Insecta, Diptera, Culicidae. Gene Ontology annotation, molecular function: oxidoreductase activity, acting on CH-OH group of donors; flavin adenine dinucleotide binding. The record is from RefSeq and is a predicted model, not a curated record.
CAUUCCUUUUAGAAAUUAUUGCUGUCGAAUUGUCGAAAAUUAUUAUUUUUCGGCUAUGUAGUCUCAAAAACUCCUUGGAACGACAACUGAUAAGAAUCGUCCCUACGUUUUGACAAAUGUUCUUUGCCAUCUUCAGGGGAAAAAGCACAAUAAACAAUUAACCAAGUAAUGAUUUCAAUAAAUAUUGCCAAAACAAAUUGUGCGGCUAUUGUCACCAAGUCCGUUAAGUAUUCAUUUUUCAGGUUCCAACCAGGAAUUGAAUACGUUUAGUGCAGUCUUGCUUAAAACCCGAUCCUUUACCGCUCCAGAUAUUUCUGCCGAACCACUUGGGCAGUGGCUGCUAUGUUGGCCACUUUCCCGCAAUAACUCAGUCAAUUUCAAGCCAAUCAUUUUCAAUUCUUACUUGUACAUGGCUAGAUAAACGUAUCUUAUAGCGUACAAAAAUAUAUCAAUUGGUUCAACAUUGACUGAAUUGCAACGGGAAAAGCCCAAACUAUGUAGAAUGCCCUUUCUUCUCAGGUCAAGUCUUUAAUAACUACAGUCAGGUCUUUUUUUACGCGGUUUUCAUUUACGCGGCCGCGUAAAUGAAAACUCCAUAUAAAAAAAAAAAUCAUCGUCUUAUUUUUGCAUGAUUCGUCGAGAAAUGGUGAGACUUUUUUUACGCGGUUUUUCGAAUUUUGAACUGAGUUUUUUUUACGCGGUACGUAUCCCCCGCGUAAAAAAAACCUGACUGUAGUCAUCAGCAUGGCUUUGUGAAAGGACGAUCAACAACAACCAAUUUUCUUAAUUUUAUAACAUUUACUCUAAACGUAAUGGACAAAGGAAACUAUAUUGAAGCUAUAUAUACAGAUUUUAGUGAAGCAUUUGAUAGAGUUGAGAGGUUUCAAUCCUAUGCUUCUGAGAUGGAUUGAGUCAUACAUAACAAAAAUAACGCAAAAUGUAAGAAUUGAGGAGAGUUUAUCUAAAACAGUAAAUGUAUCAUCCGGAGUUCCACAAGGUUCGCAUCUAGGUCCAUUAUUAUUUAUUUUGUUUGUGAACGAUGUUGAAUACGUUGUUGUUAAGCGAUCAGUAUAUUCCAAAAUGAAAUUACCAUUUUUUUAACUGGUGUAACAAAAAUCUUUUAGAACUUAAUGUUAAAAAAUGUAAUUCAAUUGCAUUCACAAGAAAAUCAAAUUUAACCCUUGAAACAAUAACCCUAGGUGAAAAAAAUGUAGAACGAUGCAACCAGAUUAGAGAAUUAGGUGUUAUUCUGGACUCAAAACUAACCUUUGUUAAUCACUAUAAUAAUAUUAUGUGCGUUGAUUGAUCUAAGUUCCCUUGAAAAACGAAGAAAGUUUGCAAUGGUUGCAUUUUUAAAUGAUGUCAUAUUAAAUAAAGUAUGCUCUCCGGAAAUUCUAGAAAAUAUAAACUUUUAUGCUCCCACUCGAUCAUUAAGGAAUAGAAACUUGUUUAAUAUAAACACAGUCAUCGAACAAAUUACGCCUUGAAUGGGCCUUUAAACAUGAUAAUGUCUUGUUGUAAUGAACAUAGCGAUAGAAUCGAUGUAACUAUGAGUAGGAACAUGCUUAAAAAAGUUUUUUAUGCAAGAAGUCAGGCGCAAUUAGGUUAAUGCAAGUAUAAUAUUACUGUAGCUAAUUGUAACGGUCUACGAAUUCAUUGACGACAAUAAAUAAAUCAAUAGAUUAUGACAUUUCCACAUGUGGUUUCUGCUUGGUAUUCGUCAGGAGCAUCGCCGAAAGUAUAACAAAAACAUCCACUGAGCACUUGAUUUAUAACACUCAUCGUUUAUGUUGACAUGCCAAGGUCAGUUUUUUAUGAUAUAUUGCACUUUUUCAGCUUUCUGAAAAUGACACGUAAUCCAAUUCGACAUAUUUGCUUGACACUUUUAAGGAUUUGUACCUUGUUGAUCAUCUCCAGUUCAUUGGAUAAUCUAGAGAAAAGGGUUUCAGGAGUAAUCCAUAUCUCACAUCAAAUUUAUAUUGAAGCUUAGAAAAUCACAUCACAACUUUGCUCCGUUCUUCUGCUUUAUCCAUGUGCCUAACUGUAGUCUAUCCAAAAUUUUGAAUUGCUUCCGUCACGUAUGAUCACAAAAUCGUCCUUUGCACUCGUUUAACUAUCACACUCUGUAUGAGGUUCAUCCCACCUCAUAAAAAUCAGCAUUUUCCGCACACACGCCUUAUAGAGCAAAAUUAAUCUGACACUUACAGAUGAUGUUACACUUGAGCAAUCACGACCGGCGAUUUACAACUACGACUGGACGUCCAAAUUGUGUGGUAAUGAAACUAGAACUAAACCGAAUUCUUUUGCAUAUCUCGGCUUUAUAGAGAGCUAGUAAAAGUGUAGUGUCCAAGAGUUCUAGACGAAAACAAACGCCCAAGCUCCAAGUUUUCACGCAGUUUUUUCUUACCGUAUAUGUAUCGUUCCUUUUUUUCUUUGGCCCGUGACCCGUUGCACAGUGGUUCAAUUGCGACUUAAACAUCACAUUAUUUUAAUGUGUUCUAAUGUACCAUGGGCGAAACAAAAGAUGCAUUAUUACCAGCUCAUAUUUUGAUAAAAUGUUCUGAGAACACACAUAUUAAGGUAUUUGGAUAUGAUUCACCCCGGUCCCUCAAAUUGCAUAAUGACAAAUCACCAAAAGUUUGCGUUUCACCGUAAAACCACUGUGAACAUGAGACUGUGAAAUAUAAUAUUUAUAAUCAUUCAUCACUGCACUUUUUUUUGUGUUGCGAUGUGCUUGGCCGUGUUGGUACAAGAACCAUAAUAUCUUUAAACAAACUAGAAUGUUUUCAUGCAAUAUGAGACACUAAGUAUUUACUAGGCGGGGUCAGUGGUCUAGUGAUCACCGCUUUUUGCUAUGUGCAAGGUCACUUGUUCAAUCCCUCAAAAAUCCUUGGUUACUUAGUACUGGAAUAUACUGGAAUACUCAAAUCCUUCCCGAGCCUUACAUUUCGUUACAUAGAACCAUUACGAACAGCUGUAGCGGGUAGCACUACAACACACCUUCACCACAUAGCUGCCUUCAGUCAAUUGCAAUUGUUAUGAUGCGGUUAGCAAAACUCUACAAGUUCAUUGAAAAAGUGCGGCGCCGUAAACUACCAGACGCGGCAAAUGACUACACCGGCGCGAAGCGCAACUUCGUAGCUUGCAUACUGUGGUCCGUUAUGUAUUCUUCUAGUUAGGAAUUUACUGUCACGCUGUCCGGACAGCUCGUCGUCAUUUUCGGACGAAAUAUCUACCAUGGGGCCAUUCGAAGUGCAGGCCACCCUUCUAAGAAUAGCCUACACACGUCCAACCAGUGUUUUGUUAUUGCUUCUUAUGGAUGCCAUGAUAUGGCUACAACGUCCGGAUAUUGUUGAUUUUCACAACCGAAUUCAAGACAUCCCAGCGGAUUUCAUCUACGACGUGUACGACUUUGUAGUGAUAGGCGGAGGAAGUGCCGGUGCCGCUGUGGCUGCAAGACUUUCCGAAGUUUGCGAUUGGGAUGUGUUACUGCUCGAGGCCGGUCCGGAAGAGACCUACAUAGCUGAAAUUCCGUAUGCGUACCCUGUGCUGCAAAAGUCUAGACUCGAUUGGAAGUUCAAAACCAUACCCAACGAUAGUUUCUGCCAAGCAAUGGGGAACGAUCAGUGUUCGUGGCCUCGGGGAAAGGUUCUUGGUGGCUCUUCGGUACUGAAUGCGAUGAUGUACAUUCGGGGCAAUCCGGAAGACUAUGACGAGUGGGCAAGUUUCGGAAAUGUUGGUUGGAGUUGGGAAGAUGUUUUACCGUAUUUUGUGAAGAUGGAGAAUGUGCGUGAUCCAAAAAUCGCUAGCAAACCGUGGCAUGGAACGACGGGACCAAUGACAGUUGAAUUGUUCAAGAGCAACACAAAGCUGUAUCCGUUUUUUGCCGAAGCUGCGAAACAGAUGGGAGCAGUGUGGGCAGAUGAAAUGAAUGGACCUUCACAGCUUGUAUUUGGACCACUUCAUGGAUCAAUCCGCGAUGGAUUGCGUUGCAGCACUGCCAAAGCAUAUCUGCGACCAGUUGGCAUGCGUAAGAACUUGCAUGUAUCGUUGAACACCAUGGUGGAGAAAAUUUUAAUUGAUCCGGAUGACAAGAGAGCCUACGGAGUUAUGUUUAGUAAGGAUAACAGGCGACGAUAUGUGCUAGUGACAAAGGAAGUGAUUCUAUCGGCUGGUUCGCUAAACAGUCCUCAAUUACUGAUGCUGUCUGGUAUAGGACCACGAAGUGAGCUGGAGAGACAUAGAAUUGACGUGAUUCACGAUUCACCUGGAGUGGGUCAGAAUUUGCAGGACCAUGUAGGCACUGGAGGUCUAGUUUUCCUGAUAACAAACCCAAACAACACAGGAUCACUUUCUGUGAACAUGCUUGAUUCCAUCACAAAGUCAUCAAUUGAAAAUUUCCUUUUCAAUAACAGUGGAAUACUGAUGGGAAUGCCGAUUUGUGAAAUUAUGGGAUUCAUCAACACGAAAUACAAUGCACCCAACAGCACACGUCCGGAUAUACAACUGUUCAUGGCUGGUCAGUCGGAUGUUUCUGAUGGAGGAACGUGGGCAGCUUAUGGAUCGUCUUUCACCUACAAGUAUUAUGCCGAAAACUUUGGAAAGUGGGUAUUUCACGACUCUUUCAUGUGCCUACCGCUACUGUUGAGACCGAAAAGCAGAGGACACUUGAAAUUAGCCAGCAAAGAUCCAUACAUCAGAAUAUCGAUACAUCCCAAUUAUUUUGCUGUACGACAUGAUAUUGACACAUUGAUUGAAGGCCUAAAAUAUUGCCUCAAUAUUUCUACAACACCAGCCCUCGCUCCGCUUUACCCCAAAUUUAUCUACGACACCGAACAGAGAUUCACCUGCGGUGAUAGGAAAGGAGAUAACUUCUAUGAAUGUCUCGUACGACACUACUCGCAGACGAUCUAUCACCCAGUGGGGACGACAAAGAUGGGUCCCGCGUCGGACCCGAUGGCGGUCGUCGAUGCUCGUCUCAAGGUUCACGGAAUCGCAGGAUUGCGAGUCGUCGAUGCGGGAAUAAUGCCCACCCUUGUGUCGGGAAACACCAACGCGCCAACAAUUAUGAUUGGCGAGAAAGCUUCGGAUAUGAUAAAGUCCGACUACAUACGAGAACUGCUAGACAAACCGGACUUGAAGCCGUGUUAUACGUAUAACUAUCAGUAUUUUUAAGGCAUUCGUUUUAAUGUUAUGCGUUCUGUGAAUUACAAAAUAAGUUUUUGAAUCAAAUUAGUAUUUAUUUUUCUAAUCAAAGCCCUAGGACACACUUUUCAUGUUCAAUCAGUUGUUACUCCAAUGACACUCCAAACUUAGCCUACUUCAGUCAUUAUUCCUUGUUGCUGUUGUUAUCUAAGUCGCCUCGUAUCGCGCAUUUUUGUAACAUUGCGACCAGUUCUCAAAUCCAUAGAAUCCGUGAAAUUUUAGGAUUUCAUCGAUUGCAUUUAUUAUAAUUGUUUAGAUGAAACGACGGUACAAUGGCCAGUAUCCACAUAAGCAUGGAUAGCACGAUAAGUUCGAAGAAAAUUUUAACUGUUACAUACUUUCACCACUUCCACCUGCGGUAGGUAUGAGUAUUAAUCAUCAUUCGCAAUAACACAAUCAAUAAGUAUUGGGUAUUCGGAUGUGUAGGGAAGUUCGACUGAACUGAUUGACGGUUUACUAAAGACUAAUUUAUUUUCAUUCUAAUGACAAGUUCAUAUAAAUCCAUAGGUUGCUACGAUUCGUAAUAUCUAACACUCCUCCUCGACAUCGAUAGCGACAAUUCCUGCAGCUUCACGUAGCUUUCCGAGUUUGACGCUCGUUAGUGGCUUGGUCAUCAUGUCUGCCAACAUGUCUUCAGUGGGACAAUACAGCAAACUAAUGACAUUUUUCCUUUUCAGGUCCUUGAUGAAGCAAUAUUUUGUGUCGACAUGCUUCGACCGCUGAUCCACCUUCUCGUUCUCCACCUGCCGAAUGCAGCUUUGGUUAUCCUCACGUAUGCGGAUCGGAAGAUCCACGCUUUUGCCCAGGUCGUUGAGCAACUUACGCAGCCAUUGAAGCUCUUGACACGCCUCUGCCAGAGCGAUGAAGUUCGAGGAAGUUCGACUGAACUGAUUGACGGUUUACUAAAGACUAAUUUAUUUUCAUUCUAAUGACAAGUUCAUAUAAAUCCAU